Molecule: messenger RNA, 3323 nt
Organism: Dromaius novaehollandiae (emu)
Lineage: Eukaryota; Metazoa; Chordata; Aves; Casuariiformes; Dromaiidae
Gene: IGHMBP2
Product: immunoglobulin mu DNA binding protein 2
Exons: 15
Coding region: 425-2992 (855 amino acids)
Cellular component (GO): cytoplasm; nucleus
Molecular function (GO): 5'-3' DNA helicase activity; RNA binding; zinc ion binding
Source: RefSeq, a predicted model, not a curated record
GGCGGGGCGACGCGGCGGCCAUGGCGGCGGCAGCGGCGGCGGCGCAGCGGCAGCUGGAGCUGCUGCAGGAGGAGCGGGAGGCCGAGCUCGCCCAGAGCAGGCCAGCAAACGGCUGUGUCGCCCCUGUGCGUUUCCCAGGACAUGGCAGGAGAACGUCUCGCUGAAGGAGCUGCAGCGCAGGGGCGUCUGCUUGCUCAAACUCCAGGCCGCCAACCAAAGAACGGGCCUGUACGGGCGGCUGCUGGUGACGUUUCAGCCCAGAACAUACAGUGCGGACGCUGAGCUGCCCUCUAACAGUUUUGGGCCUGGUGACAUUGUGGGUCUUUAUGAAUCAGUUGGCCAGAGUGAUCCGCUCUCCACCGGCAUCGUAACGCGCGUCACCUCCAAAUCGGUGACUGUUGCCUUUGAGGAAUCUCGGGAUGGCAUGCCGAGCCUGGACCGAGAGAGCUCCUACCGCCUGCUCAAACUAGCCAACGACAUCACCUACAAGAGGCUGAAAAAGGCUUUAAACGCGCUGAGUCAGUAUCGUGGUGGUCCAGCCUCUGACCUGAUCGAUGUCCUCUUCUUUUCUUCUGAUCCAAGCACAUUCAGUGAAACAAAGCCUUUGAAGCUCUACAAUGACUCCCUGGAUGCAUCGCAGAAGGAGGCCGUCUCCUUCUCCCUGGCACAGAGAGAGCUUGCCAUCAUCCACGGACCACCCGGCACAGGGAAGACCACAACAGUAAUAGAGAUCAUCUUGCAAGCUGUACAGCAAGGCCUGAAAGUGCUGUGUUGCGCCCCUUCCAACGUUGCGGUGGAUAAUCUGGUGGAGAGGCUGGCCGGCUACAAAGCCCGCAUCCUGCGCCUGGGGCACCCGGCUCGCCUCCUGGAGCCCAUCCAGCAGUACGCUUUGGACGCGGUCUUGGCCCGCGGCGACAGCGCUCAGAUAGUGGCGGAUAUCAGGAAGGAGAUCGACCAGGCCUUCGCAAAAACCAAAAAGGCUCAAGACAAGGGAGAACGGAGCCAUUUUCUAAGUGAGAUAAAGGCACUGAGGAAGGAGCUGAAGGAACGAGAAGAAACCGCUAUGACUGCAGCCCUUACCCAUGCCAGCGUUGUCCUUGCUACAAAUACAGGUGCUUCCUCCGAUGGCCCGCUGAAGCUGCUUCCCGAAAACCACUUUGACCUGGUGGUGAUAGAUGAGUGCGCCCAGGCCCUCGAAGCCAGCUGCUGGAUACCUCUGCUGAAAGCGCCCAAGUGCAUCCUGGCUGGCGACCACAAGCAGCUUCCCCCCACCAUCAUCUCGCACAAGGCUGCUGCCAAGGGCCUUUCACUGAGCUUGAUGGAGCGUCUCACGGAGAGGUACGGGGAGAAGGCCACGCGGAUGCUGACGGUGCAGUACCGCAUGCACCAGGCCAUCAUGCAGUGGGCUUCCUCGGAGAUGUACAGCGGCCGGCUCACCGCCCACCCGGCGGUCGCCCAGCAUUUGCUCAAGGACCUGCCAGGCGUCAGGCCUACGGAGGAGACCACAAUUCCCUUACUGCUGAUAGACACCGCCGGCUGCGGCCUGUUUGAGCUGGAAGAGGAAGACGAGCAGUCCAAGGGGAAUCCAGGCGAGGUGCAGCUGGCCGGGUUGCACAUCCAGGCUUUGGUGGAAGCCGGCGUGAAGGCCCGAGACAUUGCCGUUGUAGCUCCCUACAACCUCCAGGUGGACAUGCUAAGAGAGCACCUUUGCCACAGGUACCCAGAGCUGGAAAUUAAAUCAGUUGAUGGCUUCCAGGGAAGAGAGAAGGAGGCAGUGGUCCUGUCGUUCGUGAGAUCCAACAGGAAGGGCGAAGUGGGCUUUCUCGCCGAGGACCGGCGGAUAAACGUGGCGGUGACCCGUGCCCGGCGCCACGUGGCUGUUAUCUGCGACUCCCGCACCGUCGGCAACCAAGCCUUCCUGAAGCGCCUCGUGGAUCACUUCGGCCAGCACGGGGAGGUGCGCACGGCUUUCGAGUACCUCGACGACCUCGUGCCGGACAACUACUCUCACGAGGGCCACGGUGAGCGCCGGGAGGACGCCAAGGUCCCCGCCGCCUCCGCGCCCAAACCGCAGCCGCCUCCGGCGCGGAAACGCAACCCGGCGGCCCCCAAAGCAGCUUCCCCAAAGCCAGAGGCGCGUUUCUCCCCGAGCGGCCCUGGGGUAGAGACCCCGGGGCCGAAAGACGCCGCAGAGAGACUCAAGGCCACGCUGGUGGCGUUCCUGGAGAGCGGCGAGCCGCAGCUGGCUUUCCCUCCGUCCCUCAACGCGCGCGAGCGGCUGCUGGUGCACGUGAUGGCGGAGGAGCACGGGCUGCAGCACGCGAGCACCGGCCAAGGCAGGGAGCGCUACGUCAGCGUUCGCAGGAGGGAGCCCGCCGCCGCGGCCCCCGGCGAGCAGCUCCCCCCUCCUCGGCCGCACGACGCCGGCGGGGAGGCUCCCGGCCCUGCGGAGGAGGACGGGAGCCGCGAGGCCUCGGGGAAAGUGGACCUCAAGUCUCUGCACCUGGAGAGAGUGCGGAGGGAGAAGGCCAGGCGGGAGCAGGAGGCAAGGCGGGCGCAGGAGCUGGGUGCCGGCCUGCAGCGCGGCGGCGGGAAGAAGGACAAAAGCGAAGGCAAGGGAAAGCAAACCGGAGCAGCCGGCGCAGCAGAGGAAGAUAUCGACGCUCUGAUUUCCGCUGCCGUUAAAGCUGACAACACCUGCGGCUUCCCCCGCUGCAAAGCCAGCGUCGCGACCCUGGGCCAGCUUUGCCUCCACUGCAACAGGCGCUACUGCCUCAGCCACCACGUCCCGGAGGUUCACGGGUGCGGGGAGAAGGCCAAGGGCCACGCGCGGCAGCGGAUCAGCAGGGAAGGGGUGCUCUACCCCGGCAGCGGCACCAAAGACAAGGCCCUGGACCCGGCCAAGCGAGCCCAUCUCCAGAGGCGCCUGGACAAAAAGCUCAGCGAACUCACCAGCCAGAGGAAGAGCAAAAAGAAAGAUAAAGAAAAAUGAAGCAUCUCACUCUUUCUCUCUGACAGCUAAGCUAAAUUAUUUUUUUUGACUUGAAAUCACAGGUCAGAGUAGAUAAACCAAAGAUGCCGUUCAGGGCACGGGACCCUGCCGGGCCAGGUGGGAGAAGGGCGCUCUGCUUUCGGACAGCAGACAGCUCGGAGGCAGCGUGCUGUAAAACCGCUGAAUAGCUCGUCGCUGGGCCUCCCUAAGCCCCAGAGCUGCGACGGAGGGAGGCGAGCGACUUGCUUUAUCCUGGUUGUUUUUAUUGAUGAGGUAAGAGAUGUACACGGGGAGGCUGAGGAAUGGCAAUAAAGACGGAUGUUAAAACACC